AUCUGUCCUUCCGUGUUGCCUUCACUCCUUUGCACAGACCGCGCAGUUUAGUAUAUAUGCUAUCGGCUGAUAGCCGCUCCUCAGACUUCUCUCUGACUUAAGUCAUACAAGACGUUUAAAAAAGUACUAAAACUAAAAAUGACAACGUCGUAACGUAUGUUUCGCUAUUCUAGAGUCUAAUCUAAUUCGCACUUCAAGUAAUAAAACCUGACAUCCUUUGAUUCGACUAUGCAAGAAGUUUCCGCGGAAUAGAAUCCGACAACAAAAUGCAAUUUCCUGAAAUAAUUGACGGCAAAAUAAAUACAGAAGAGUUUUUACAAGCCGCACGCGAUGUUGUACAGAUAGUUCAUAAAUUAGGCAAAUUAUUCGCACCUGUACGAUACGAUAUGCAAGGUAAUAUCGAAAAACUUACAAUCAGAUAUUCUAUGGAUAAAAAUAAUAAUUCAACUCUACAAGACAUGGUUUUACUUGAAAAAUCUACUGAGAAAGAUCUUAUUGCAGUUGAUGCUUUGAUGUGGUUGAGGAGGGCCUUACAUAUGAUUUUAUUGUUCUUUGAAAAAAUUGUGGAUGACCAUAAAGCAGGGAAAGCAACAGAAGAUUUAGUUGCAUUUUUAAAAGAAGCAUAUCAUGAAACCUUAGAACCAUAUCAUGGUUGGAUGGCACAACAAUUAUUUGGUUUUUUAUCGCGUAUGGCACCAACUCGUUCACAAAUCUUAUUAGCAUUAGCGGAUGGAGAAAUGGGAAAAGAAGAAAUUACUUUACACAAUAUAGAAAUGUCCUUAAUAAAUUUAAAAAAAAAUGUACUGGCGUUAAAGACAUUUUAUGAUGAUAAUGAGCUGGAAGUUACUACUACAGUAUGACAGUAAGUUCAUUUACUCGAUAAUUGAGGAAAUGCAAUAAAAAAAAAAAGAAGGAUGUAGAAGUAGUGAAACAUUACUUUUGCGAUUACAAUUAGUAGAAAAAGAUAAAUAAAGAAUGUUUUUCUGCUAAGUCUACUGCUACUAAUUACUAAUAAUAUCAGAUAUAUAUCAAUUACAGAAAUAUUAAUCAUAGAGAAAGAAGGCCAAUAAAAACUAAUUACUAUUGUUGAUGCAAAUAUUUAAUCUGGUAUAAUUAAAAAAUGUGUAAAUCAACAAUUUAAUUUUUAUGAAAAUAGAAAAUUUUUCAGUUCGCCAUAUUGUGUCCGCCAUUUUGAGUUUUGAAAAUUUAACAGCGAAUUCAGAUAAAUAAUUCGUAUUUAUGUGAAAGUUCGUAUUCCGGGUUUUUUUUUUGUAUUAUUGAUUACGAAAGACAAACUUUCGAUGUCAGUCCGUGCCAUGUGAAAUCUACCUAUCAAACAGUGGAACGGAAUGGAUACGGAAUUACUGGGUGAUUACGACAAUUAUGGCUCCUG
Messenger RNA from Odontomachus brunneus, 1393 nucleotides. Its product is annotated as glycolipid transfer protein. Gene Ontology annotation, cellular component: cytoplasm; membrane; cytosol. The coding region runs from base 267 to 860 and encodes 197 amino acids. The transcript has 6 exons. Gene Ontology annotation, molecular function: ceramide 1-phosphate transfer activity; ceramide 1-phosphate binding. Lineage: Eukaryota; Metazoa; Arthropoda; Insecta; Hymenoptera; Formicidae. Gene Ontology annotation, biological process: ceramide transport; intermembrane lipid transfer. The record is from RefSeq and is a predicted model, not a curated record.